Messenger RNA from Eufriesea mexicana, 1869 nucleotides. RefSeq names its product protein undicht (gene udt). The record is from RefSeq and is a predicted model, not a curated record. Gene Ontology annotation, biological process: wound healing. The transcript has 9 exons. NCBI's taxonomy places the organism in Eukaryota, Metazoa, Arthropoda, Insecta, Hymenoptera, Apidae. Bases 25 to 1869 code for a protein of 614 amino acids.
UGUUGCACUCAGCUGAACGACAAAAUGAUAAAACGAUUGCAUUUAUUUUUAGUUUCUUUAUACUUUGUAUGGCAAGUUGCAUAUUGUGCUCAAGAAUUAAGUCCUUGUCAAAUUCCAUUAGUCAUAAGAGGAACUUGGUUUUCUUGGGAAAAUGGAAGAAAUACAUUAACAGAAAUAAAUGCUGAAACAAUGACUGAACGUGGCAAGUGUGUUAGUAUGUUGGAAGAAUAUCAUGUUAAUUACACAUUUGUAUUCCAAAAUGAAGCAUGCUAUCACUGUGUUAAAUUAAUUGUUAGGACUGUAAAUGUAUUGCAAAAACUUGAAGCAUACUGUGUAAACUUGCCAAAUGGUGUUCGACCAACAGUGGAAAAUGUAUGUAAAGGGUUACGACCUGAUCAACAGUUAAUAACAUUAUUUUUGGAGAAUUAUGUUCCUAUAAAUUGUAGGUCAUCUCUUGAAGGUGUUUGGCAAUUUGCUUAUCAGAAUCGAUUCAGAUUUACAGGAGAAUGUAAUCACCCAGAUGCACAAAUUAGAUCAUGCCAAACUGCAGGAACACAAUUUUUGAUAACUAAUCAAAAAUUCAAUAUAACAUAUAAACAGUGUGUUGGUAUGAAGGAAACUUUUGAUGGAGUGGUAGAAUAUAGCUGUUUAGGAGAUUGGUUUGUUGAUAAAAAUCAUUUUUUCGCUGUUGCAAAUACGAAAGAAUCCAGAAAAGAUGAAAAAUAUCGAUGUUUUCUAAAAAAUCGUGAUGAUGAUCUUUUUAUUGGUGUAUCUAUAACUGCAGAAUGUAAUACAUUAAAGACAGUUGAAAGAAGUCCAGAACGUUUAAGAGUAACACCUGUUAAAGCAGAAGUGAUAGAGGCAGGAUGCAGAUUACCAGAAGAUAUGAGUGGACAAUGGAUAAAUACUGCUAAUAUUGAUGCAGAUAUUUUCAUUAAUGAAACACACAUAAUUGAAACUUGGUAUCCUGAUGAAGGUCGUUAUAGACGUACGAUUUACGUUUGUCGUGAAUCAAGAGAGACUAGAGUAAUGAUGGCUAGAUUAACUGUUGAUGGAUGCCAAAAAGAUUAUGUCUGUUUUGAUUUCGUACCUCGACAUCAUAAUGUUAUUAGAUAUCGACGUGGUAUUGCAGUUAUUAAAGACGAUUUUCAUACUGUUUGCUCUUGGGUUCAGUUUCCUAAUAAGGAAGAUUGGAAAUACGAUUUAUUCUUAGCUAAGAAUCCUGUACCAGUACGCUGUCCAGUAGCUGGAAAGUAUAUGUUCACUCAAAAAGGAGAUGUUUUAUUUGAAACUAGAAUUUUAGGAGGUGUUACUUUAUCUCCACGUCCUAAUAUUUAUUGUAAACAAAAUAUUUCAGAUUUCUCUGUAUGCGAUACUGAUCAAAAAGAAAUUGCUAUAGAUGAAACCUAUUGUUUAUCAGUAGAUCAUUUAGGAAGACCUGUAGACAUUUACAGUCUUCCGGACUAUAAAAUGAAAUGUAUUGGAUUUUGGAAAGAAAAUUUAAAGUCGUAUUUAAUAACCUACGAUGAGCUAGAUCCUUUCAGCAAAUAUCGUUGCUGGGUAUAUCAAAGAGCAGAUUUAAAUAAAGUUCUCAUGUCUCAAGCUAUUGGACCAUUUUGUGAUCUUAAACAAGAUGUUACAAGUAGUAAUUAUACUGAAGGUGCUGCAGUUGCAGUAGAAUUACAGGAAUAUGAAAGAGAACGAGAUCAAUGUCCAAUGUAUUUCGACGACGGAAGUAAUCCUUGGCUUAUAACUGAGAAUUAUAUAAAAGUAUUCCAUUAUGGUAGUAGAAGUACAAGAAUUUCGUUUUCAUGUUCAUUCCUAUUUUUAAUAAUUGGAAUACUUUAUAUACCUUUAAUUGAAACAUAG